Messenger RNA from Dicentrarchus labrax (European seabass), 1720 nucleotides. RefSeq names its product TSEN2 tRNA splicing endonuclease subunit (gene tsen2). Gene Ontology annotation, molecular function: tRNA-intron lyase activity; nucleic acid binding. The transcript is spliced from 12 exons. NCBI's taxonomy places the organism in Eukaryota, Metazoa, Chordata, Actinopteri, Moronidae. Gene Ontology annotation, biological process: tRNA-type intron splice site recognition and cleavage; tRNA splicing, via endonucleolytic cleavage and ligation. The coding region runs from base 140 to 1486 and encodes 448 amino acids. The record is from RefSeq and is a predicted model, not a curated record. Gene Ontology annotation, cellular component: tRNA-intron endonuclease complex.
UUCGGUGACACCGCAGCGUCCGACAGUGAAACAGGUCCGACCAGAAACCGUCAGCGAGCCGACAGUCUAACAGUUAGCAUCCUGUCUCAGUCCGGACCCGGUCCCGGUCCCUGACCCGGUCUGACCCGGUCCUAGCAGCAUGCAAGCGGAGUUCCGGGCUCCCCGCAGACGGACCCGGGUUCAGGAGGAGUACGAGGCUCCGCUGCCGGUGAGCCGCAUUCCGGAGGACUGGACCCCCUUCAGGGCUCAGCUCCUCAACCAGCACGUGCUAGUCUGUCAUCCGGACCACAUCCAGAAGAUCCACAACCAGGGUUAUUUCGGUAAAGGCAUCCUGUCCAGAGCCAGACCGGACCACAGCGUCUCUGACCAAUGGGAGCACUGGUCCAAUCAGAGCCGUUCUCUGCAGCUGAUCUCGGUUUCUGUUACAGAACACGAAGGUUUGUUUCUACCCACCAUCUCACAGUGCAGGUAUGAGGAGCUGCUCAGGUGGGCGGGGUCAGCUCUCUUUGCUCAAGGAUUGGAUAAAGAAGCUGUCAAUCAAACCCUCCUCGGACUUUCUCAGCCAAUGGGGAUGGAGGACGUGAGGAGGGAGAUGGGAGGGGAGGAGCCUGGAGUAGAGGGCGGAGUCAGUCCCCACACAAAGAGGCUACGACUGGGGUCAGCGGUCGAGGGCGGAGUCAGUCCCCACACAGAGAGGCUGCGACCAAGGUCAGAGGUCGAGGGCGGAGUCAGUCCCCACACAGAGAGGCUGCAGCCGGGGUCAGAGGUCAAGCUGGAGGCCAAGAGAAGCUGCAGGUUGGACCUGAACCCUGACACCAACCUUGAUCCCAGCUCAGACCAGGACUCUGACCCUGGUCCAGAUCCUGACCCUUGGGCGCCGGGUCCUGGUUUUGUCCUGGUGGUCUCUGACAGUGAGGUCUGUGGGAGGAUCAGGGAGGUCCGACGGACUCCAGUGUCUCUUAAUGAGUAUCUGCAGCUCAGUCUGGAGGAGGCCUUCUUCCUGGUCUACAGUCUGGGCUGCCUGUCUGUCUACCUGCAUCAGGAGCCCCUGUCAAUCAUCCAGCUGUGGAGGAAGUUCCGGUCUCUGCGGCCCGACUUCGUCAGUUCGUUCGCAGCCUACCAGCACUUCCGGAGUCGGGGCUGGGUCCCUAAAGGGGGGGGCGGGGCCAAGUACGGCGUCGACCUCAUGUUGUACAGGAAGGGCCCGCCCUUUUACCAUGCCAGUUAUUCUGUGGUAAUUGAGCGGGCUGAUGAUGCGUUCAGGGGCUCUGGGUUGCGUCCGUUUUCGUGGCGUUCUCUGGCGGCUCUCAGCAGGAUCACAUCCAACGUGUCCAAGGAGCUGAUGCUGUGUUACAUCAUCUAUCCAGCCGACCUAUCAGAGGCUGAGCUGGACUCACCUGUGUGUCUGAGCAGACUGAAGGUUCAGGAAGUGAUCGUCAGCAGGUGGGUUUCCUCCAGAGAACGAGCGGAGCAGGACGACAUCUGAUUGGCCGACAGGAGACUUGAGAAACUGAUGAGGUCAUAAAGAGACUGAUGACAUCAUUCAAAACUGGAACAGAGAAUAAAUAAUAUUUUCUGACUGAAAGCUCAGAUGUCUGAGUGUCCCUGAAGGCAGCGAUCGGUCAGAGAGAUCAUUAACACUCAGCUGAUACAGGAAGUAGCAGUGUAUAAUCAAUAAUCAAUAAUUAAUAAAUAUUUAGAACUUCACUCAGCACUGAAA